Zophobas morio is the source of this 2449-nucleotide messenger RNA. RefSeq lists its product as uncharacterized. The transcript has 5 exons. The record is from RefSeq and is a predicted model, not a curated record. The coding region runs from base 405 to 1304 and encodes 299 amino acids. NCBI's taxonomy places the organism in Eukaryota, Metazoa, Arthropoda, Insecta, Coleoptera, Tenebrionidae.
CGAUUCACUCCGACCGGCCUCGGCAGCGGCCGAAAAUUGUACCAGUCAACACUGCGUCGCUGGAGUCUUCAGUUGUCCGCACCAAGUCGUCGCGACGCUGUGCCUCCGAACAGGAAAUUCCGUUUUGCAGUGAGCGCGGUAAAGUUUGUGCGUUCAAAAAUCGCGAUUCUCCGAGAUGACAGUGCCAGAUAUCGACACGUGAGCAUGGAGGAUGAUUAAAUCCGGCCGCAUCAGCCCGAGAUCUUGUUGUUAUUGGUGAUAUUGGAUGCGUUUAUUGACGAUCGUUGGUGGCAGUGCUGGCGUUUGAUAGUGGUGACCCAUCUAAUUUCGUUAUGUGUUGUGAACUUUGCCAACUUGUCUUUGUGCCAAAAGUGAAAUAAUUCCGGCCGGUGUAUCCCAUUCAGAUGACAAGCAUGUCCUGGUUUAUUCCUGCGAUGGAUUGGAAGCUGCUGUGCUGCGUGCUACACAUUUUAUUGCAAGGUGCACUCUCCUUGCACUUGGUGGAACUUCGUAUACCAAGCCCAGUGGUAAGGAACCAGAAUGCCCGCCUUGAGUGCCACUUCGACCUGGACGAUGAGACCCUGUAUUCCGUCAAGUGGUAUAAGGACGGCAAUGAGUUCUAUCGUUACGUACCCCGUGACAUGCCACCUGCUCAAGUCUUCCCUCUUCCGGGCGUCACGGUCGAUAUUCACAACUCCAGCGAAAACGUUGUAGUUUUGUCUUCCGUUCAACUCUCUACCAGCGGUGUUUACAGAUGCGAGGUCUCUGGAGAGGCUCCCUCCUUUCAAACCGUCACCGAACAUGGGGAGAUGAUGGUCGUAGCAUUACCAGAAGAGGGUCCUCGAAUAUCAGGUGGCCGUCCCCGCUAUCAAGUUGGCGAUACGGUCCGUGUGAAUUGCACAUCGGGCCGGUCAAAACCUGCCGCCAAUUUGAAAUGGAUGAUCAAUGGAGAGCCGGCCGAUCCCAAGUUCCUGAAGCCGCAGAAGAAGAUCAUAACAGGGCGCGAGGGCCUCGAAACAACCAUCCUGGGCCUCGAAUUCGUGGUGCGUCAUAAGCACUUCAAGCGUGGGGAUAUGAAGCUCAAGUGUGUCGCGUCCAUCGAAAGCGUUUACUCACGCAGCAAUGAAGAGAGCGUCGAAGGAGAGCGGCCGCAGAGAGCUUCGGUCUUGGAAAGUCGCGGCACGGUGGCUCCGGCUGGUUCCAGAGCUGAUAGAGUGCAAGCUGCAGGAAGUCGGAAAGCAUUUCUUCCUCACGUUUCCCUCGUCGCGAUGUGUUGUUUUUUACUCGCAUUAUCUCCAAGGUAAUUGUGUUCUCUCUAUCAGCUUUUCGCUAAUAACAGAUAUUCGUGGAAGCCAAAGACACCUGUGUGAAGUGAUAUCAGUUAUACUGUUGCUUUUUACAUUCCUUUAAAACUGCUAUAUUUGUUUUGUUAAAGUUUCUGUUCUAUGUAUAAUGUAGUUUCGUAUGGCACUAAUUUGAGGAAAGAAAUAAGUUUACAUUAUUAUUUUGGAUCUAUGUUAAAAGUGUAACCAUUUACUCUUGUACAUAAUCUAACUAAUAAAUGUUUCCAACAAUCAAAUCAUUCUUCUAGUCGUUAUCAUUUCGGGCAUCGAACAGGCCAUUUUUAUCCAUAAUAUUAAGCAUCAUAUAGACUAAUGUAAAUUUAAACGCUUCAUUCCCUCAAAAAAAAGAAAAAACUUAGUUUGUUACUGAAUCAUCGAGGCGAAUUGAGCAUUUAAAUAUUGUCAGCACAGACUGUCACUGUAUUGAUAAAUUUCUCCUUAUGAUCAAUAUAAUAUCAUGUUAUCAUUUCUGAAUACCAAAUUUUAAGGCUAGUCUGUUUGUAAAAAAUACGUUUAUAAUUUUAGGGAAGAUUGUAAAAAAACUUAUCUCGAAGUGUUAUGUGCAUAUCAGGAAGACACAUUAGCGCUUAAGGUUUAACUUUGAUAAUGCACUUAUUUGAAAUCCAAGUCCUGAAUGAAUAUUUGUGGCAAGGUAAGUUUUGGAAAAAAAUUAUUUACUUGGAAAUAUUAGUUCCUACCGUUUGCAAUAUUUUUCAUAUCGCUGCAGUCUCGCAAAAUUUAUCUUGCCAGUACUUCAUGUCACAUUACUUUAAAAUAAAUCCCUGUGAUGAAAAAGUUGUAAGGUUGACGACGAGGUCAAUUGAUGGUUAAUUAGUGCGAGUCGAACGACCGAACUGUCAUUCGUUCGACUAUAACUAAAUUAAAUUUAUAUGUAGCGAAAAAUAAUUUUAAAUAUUGUGUAAUUAUAACUCUGAGAAUUAACUAAAUGUAUAUAUAACGCAUGAGUAUUGCUGUAACAGUGUUAUUGAAUUCGAACCGAGAAUUGAUCGGGGACGAUUUUCCGCGGUUCCAGUUCAAAUCCUAACAGUUUAAAAAUUACACUUAUAUGUAUUUUAUUUUGGAAAAAAUAAAAACGGAUUAUGAUA